Molecule: messenger RNA, 4824 nt
Organism: Polypterus senegalus (gray bichir)
Lineage: Eukaryota; Metazoa; Chordata; Cladistia; Polypteriformes; Polypteridae
Exons: 5
Coding region: 56-958 (300 amino acids)
Source: RefSeq, a predicted model, not a curated record
UGCGUUACAUCGGCUGUAGCGUCUUUAAAAAACCAGCCUUCACGUUUUUACUAGUAUGUAUGUAAUCGGUACUGUCUUUGCCUCUUUAAUAACCUUUCUCUUUCUGAAAUGGAUGAAGAAAAGAAAAUUUUGCAUGGAUCCCAAACGGCUCGAUGGAAAGACCGUGCUAAUUACGGGAGGAAACUCUGGAAUUGGUAAAGAGACUGCUGUCGCUUUGGCCAGGCGGGGAGCCCGGGUGAUUAUUGCCUGCAGAGAUGCACAGAAAGCAGAUGCAGCUGUGCGGGAAAUCAAGAGUGAGAGUCACAGUCUCAACGUGCUCAGUAUGCCUCUGGACCUGGCCAAUUUGCAGUCUGUCCGGGACUUCUGUCGAACUUUCCUUCAGAUUGAGAAGAGACUUGAUAUACUGAUCAAUAAUGCUGGUAUACAGGGUGUGCUGGAUUGGACAGAUGAUGGGUUUAGUAUGUGCUUUGGUGUCAAUCAUUUGGGUCACUUUCUACUUACUAACCUCUUGCUUGGUCGUUUAAAAGAAUGUGCCCCAUGCCGUGUGAUUACCCUCAGUUCUACUGUAUAUAAGUACCAGAAGCUGGACUUUAAAGAUUUGAACUACAAUAUUGUUCCUUUCUUCACCUACUGCCGCAGUAAAUUGGCAAAUAUCUACUUCACUCAGGAGCUAGCAAGACUUAUGGAAGGAAAAGGAGUCGUGGCCUACUGUGUACAUCCAGGGUAUGUCCAUAGCAAUUGGACCUCCAACUUCUCCAUUCUUUUUCGCAUAAUCAUGCAUGUCAUCAUGUUGAUGUUUUUUGUGUCCCCUGAAGUUGGUGCACAAACAGUUGUCCACUGUGCAGUCAGUGACGAGGUGCUACAGCAUAAUGGCGGCUUCUUCUCAAACUGUCAACUUGCUAAACUGCGUCCUUUUGCUGAAGAUGCUGGUGUAGCUAAGAAGCUUUGGGAAACAUAGCAACUGAAUUGGACAUGGUUGAUGGUUGAAAUCAGGUGGUGAAUGAAUAUGAAGAAAGUCUACAUGAAACCCUAACUCUUUCCAGGGGAUUCUUGCCUUCAUUUGACCAGUGCAUUUGAAUGAGCAGUGCAUCGGUUAAGGUACACUUCAAACAGGUACACCUCUUCAUUUAGGAUGUGGUCUUAUGCAAAAGGAUUUUCAAACAUGUCUUAAGGUGUAGGCAAGAUGGAACUUUGUGUUUUAAUAUCUUGAAAAUGUUGUUGAUAAUAAUGUGCUUUAAGUAUCUGGGUAGAUUUAACACAUGACAUUGUUUUUGUAUUACUCCAACAAAAUGUUUUUUUUUUUUUUGCCAAGCUUUUCCAAGCUGCAGCUGCAGUUGGAGUUGUAUGUGAAUCUUAAAUCCUCUUAUGGUAUGUGUGCACUGCAAAGUCUCUGUUCUAUUGUAAUAACACCUUUGCUAACUUUAGAGAAAGUCUAUGUGUUUUAAUACUUUGCCUGCUAAAGCUUUGCUAAAGUUGUCCUGAGUACUGCUUUUAUCUUUGAGGACACUAGAUGGCACACAAUUGCCAGACAAAUCAUAUGGUCUUAUUUAAUCUCCUCCUUUUAUUUAAACGUGAAGCUGCCCUGUCAUUUAAGAGGUCAAAAUUGCUGUAUAUGUUAAAGAACGAAAUGAGAGCAGGAAAGGCAUUUCAUGUAUGUAUUAUUUUAAUGCAAUGCCCAAACUGUGAUUUAAAUAACUCUUAAAGAACAGUAGGACCCCGAUUUCUACAACAUAACCUCUUAUCCGGUUUAUGGUCAAAGUGCACAGUGUGUCUUAUUGUUAAUUUUUAACACAGUUAUUGUGAAGGUUCCAAAUUCAAAUGUCAGUUAUACUGUACUAGCAGUAUAAAAAGUGUUGUUUAAGAAUGCAUAUUACUUUGAAUCUUACGUGUAGGGUAAAGUGUGCUGAAAUUGAAAGAACUUAGAAAAUGGAACACCAUAAAGUGUGUGCUGUGCGUGGCUCCAAAAUCAUCAAGGUGGAAGACAGGGAAAUUCAAUGCAUAAUUUUGAUGGUGAUUACAAGCUGCAGAGCAACAGCUGCAAACGUUAAUGGAUCAGAACGUCUUUUAGCCCAGAAUCACCUAUAGUAUUUGAAAGGUUUGAUUUCUUCACUUCAGGGCCAACUAUCUUUAAGUUUUUAAGGUAAGGAUAGGGGUUGGUUUUUGAUAACCCAAAAUAUUCACUGGGUCAGGGUAGGAAUAGGUCUGGUCAUCUUUUAUCCCAAAAUACAAUACUCUGUUGCAUCUGAGCAGAUUAAUUUCUUAACCUUAGGGCCCCUAAACCAAACGUUUUUAAAGUAAGGGUAGGAUUAUGUCACAAGACAGCCUUUAGCUGCUACCUGUAUGACAUUAGAUUUUGCUUCUACGUUUUAGUGUGACAUCUUCCUCCACUGUUUCAGCACAGAUAGCCUGAUAUUGUUAGGCAACUGACCUGUCCAAUAAUGCAAAUGCACCUAAUAAGCCUUGGCUUUGUCAGGCACAGAGUGACGCACAGUGGCUCAAUUUGCUGAGAACUUGCUCUUUCAAAUAUUAUUGUCAAGAAGUAUACAUAGCAAGUAUCUGACACUGUGGAUUAUAGUGAAACAUAACAUAACAGAAUCCAGUUGGUUAUCUAUGACAUCUCAACAGCAUGUCUAUAGGUUAAUCAUUAAUGUUCUUGUACCCUUUAUGUGCUCCAUCAAAAACAAGAUACAACAUCAAGGAAUGCAUGGCAGUACACUGCUGCUGGAUUUUCUGGCGUGGAUCUGUUUAAAACCAGAUAAAUUGGACUGUGCCUUCAUUCUUGCCUAACCGCAAUGUUGGCUUAACUGAGUCUGACCAUCAGGUAAGUUACAACAAAAUCAGACUUCACUAAUUUUGUUGUGGCGUACCAAAGAUUGGCAUGACUGAGUUGCUAGCAACAUCACACUGCUUGACCAGAGGUCACGGGCACAUGCUGCCUCUCACAAUGUGUUUCUGAGAUCAUGUACUGUAAAUGAAGGCUGCGAUUGAACAUCACUGGAUGAGUCAAGUAGUGUGAUGGUCAAGAAGAAUUUUUUUAUAGCAUGUUUUCAUAGAGCACAGGGAUGAUGGGUUUCCUGAUACUAGUGCUUUCAGUGGGGUCCCAAAUUGAACAAUCAAACAUAUGAAGAGUCCAUCAAAAACCUCAAAUUAUCCAAAUUUCAUGCAUCCAGUUUUAUGCCCACCACAUCCCAAACAGAUGUAGUUGACCUAAAAUACUGUUAAAUGAGCCAUUUCUGGAAAUUCUCUUGUGUAUGACAGAGAAGUAAAAUCAAACGAGACAGAGCUUUGGAAUUGAAGAUCCACUCCUCUCAUAAUGGACUCCCACCCAGUCUAGGUUUGGUUUCUGUCUUGUGCCACAGUGUUGCCAGUAUAUGCUCUUGCUCCAUCCCCAUCCUUCGGAACUGGAUAAGUUUAGGAAUUUUAUGUUAUGCUAUGUCAGGAAACUAUUGUACAUUUGUGUUCUAUUUAAAUGGCAAUUUAGUUUGUUUGCCGAAUGGUGACAUGGUGGCUCACAGCUUCAGGUGACAGAAUUUGAAUUACCUCCUGGUCAUUUUCUAUAUCAAGAGUGGUGCAGAAUGGGUUUGUCUGUAUGGGCAGUGGUGUAGAUUAGGUUCAGUCACUCUGUGAGGAGGCUGCAUGUUCUCCUCGUGUGUUUGUAUGGGGCUUUCCUCUCAGUAGUCUGGUUUUCUUCCCAUAUUGCAAAUACCUGUGGGUUAAGUUAACUGGUCACUCUAAAUUGGCCUUUUCUGAAUCAGUGUUGAGGUGUUGGCAUAUAUCAUGAUGAACUGUGAAGGAAUCCCCAUUGGUAACACAAAUGGUGCCCUUGUGGGACAAAGAAGACUGUUCACAUUCAGGUAUGCUUUGUAAUAAUCUAUGCAGCAAAGGCAUUUUCUUAGUAGUAUUAGUAGAUAUUAUUUUAUCUUUUCCCAGUGUACACCAACUAUCAUUUGUCUGCAGCCUUGAAAUGUUUCAGGGUAUAAAAUAUUCUCCUCCUGCAUCCUUCUAAUUCUGUCUCUUUCUUUGUUCUCUUAUCUUCAGUUUGUUGUAGUUCCUUAUCCUAGCUCAUAAAGGUAUGCUUCAGCAACAAGGAUACACGAUUUUUCAAUUUUAUAGUUGGAUAUAUCCAUGGUAUUAAAUUACAGCUUAUUUGUCUGAAACGUCAAUAAAAAAUGUAACUGAAGUAUAGCUGAGUGAUGAUUAGUCACAUAACAAGAAAGAAAUGAAGGGGACAGUCGUGACUUUGAAGUGGACAUAUUUUGCAUUUUUUGAGGUUUUUGUUACACAUUAGCUCUGGGGUCCCAUAAAUCACCAUUGCUGUGUUAACAUGUUCAGAUAGAUGUUAAAUCUGAUGUGUCAAAAUGGAAAUGCCAUGUGAAUGCUUUUUCGGUCGAAAUGCAUUAGGAGCAAAUUGAUACAUACUCACUAUAUUUGUCUUGCUCUUUAAUUCUAUAAAAUAUACCACUUAUCUUUAAUUGCUUUUUUCUGGAUAGAUUGACUGGAAACCCACAUGAACAUGUUGAAGUGAGAAGGCAGAACGUCACAUCUCAGAGCUCCAAAUAGUCAGAGAGCACGUGUUUGUGGCACUAGAGUAGACCUUACCUUUAUUUUAAAAGUAAUGCUUUACUCAAGACAAGGUUUUAGGGCAAAUUAAUGUUCAUAUUUAUGGAAAUAUCAGUACACCCUAAGAAAUGCUUUUUCUUUUUUAAUAUAUUUGGACAUGUAAUCUUCAUUUAAACAGUAUCAAUAAAUGAUAGGUGAUAUAACAAACACCAUGCCACAUUUUUAUUUGGUUGUCUGUUGUAUAAUUUAAAUAAACUUGUCUUG